AAGUUGCAUGAACAGUGCAUUUGGUCUGAACAGUUAGAGAGAAAAUGCCGUAUGCUAACCAACCAACAGUUCAAAUCACACAACUGUCAGAGGAAAACAUAAAGUAUAUUCUUGAGGAUACAGAUCUGAGUGUUGCAAAUGCUAUUAGAAGAGUUUGUAUUGCUGAAGUGCCAACCAUUGCCAUUGACUGGGUACAGAUUGAGUCUAAUUCUACAGUCCUGUUUGAUGAGUUUAUUGCUCACAGGAUCGGCUUAAUUCCAUUGACCAGUGAUGAAGUGGUGGACCGUAUGCAAUACUCGAGGGACUGUACAUGUGAAGAGUUUUGUCCAGAAUGUUCUGUAGAGUUUACAUUGGACGUGAAAUGUACAGAGGAUCAGACCAAACAUGUGACCAGUGCUGACCUUAUGUCAUCCAACCCAAAAGUUGUGCCUGUAACAUCCAGAAAUAAAGAAGAAACAAGUGAAUAUGAAGACACAGAUGAUAUUUUGAUUGUUAAACUUCGAAAAGGUCAGGAACUAAAGGUGCGAGCUUUUGCCAGGAAGGGGUUCGCAAAAGAGCAUGCCAAGUGGAACCCCACAUGUGGUGUUGCUUUUGAGUAUGACCCAGACAAUGCCUUAAGACACACUCUUUAUCCCAAACCAGAAGAAUGGCCAAAAAGUGAAUAUUCAGAGCUAGAUGAAGACACACAUGAAGCCCCAUUCGAUGGACUUGGACAGCCAAACAAAUACUACAUCAAUGUAGAAUCAUGUGGAUCUCUGAAGCCAGAAAAUAUCAUGUUCUCAGCAUUAGCUGUUCUCAAAAAGAAACUCAGUGACUUACAAACUCAGCUCAGUCAUGAAAUCCAGCAAGAUGUGUUGGCCAUUUGAUUUUUUUUUUUUAAACUUCUUUAUACAUUCAUGUGACGAAAACUUUUUUUUUCAUUUAACACUUCAUUUCAUCGGAAGUUUCAUUUUCAUUAAAGCAGCUUUUUUCUGUGA
Messenger RNA from Saccostrea echinata, 977 nucleotides. Its product is annotated as DNA-directed RNA polymerase II subunit RPB3-like. The record is from RefSeq and is a predicted model, not a curated record. The transcript has 8 exons. Gene Ontology annotation, biological process: DNA-templated transcription. The coding region runs from base 45 to 866 and encodes 273 amino acids. NCBI's taxonomy places the organism in Eukaryota, Metazoa, Mollusca, Bivalvia, Ostreida, Ostreidae. Gene Ontology annotation, cellular component: RNA polymerase II, core complex. Gene Ontology annotation, molecular function: DNA-directed RNA polymerase activity; DNA binding; protein dimerization activity.